Messenger RNA from Fasciola hepatica (liver fluke), 279 nucleotides. The record is from the annotation of a GenBank genome assembly. Lineage: Eukaryota; Metazoa; Platyhelminthes; Trematoda; Plagiorchiida; Fasciolidae.
AUGAGAACCCUCACUACUUUGUUAUUAGUGUUGCUGAUCAACUGUGUAUAUGGAAACGGCCAGAGCUCCAGCACUUCAACGACUGAAUCAACGGGAACAACUUCCUCGAAAUCUACAAGUUCGAUGACCACCAAAGACCAACAAGCGUCUCAGAGCACAUCAGGAACUCCAGCCAUUGAAAGCUUGACCACAAAGUCAACAUCAGGUAGUUCAACGCAUUCUUUGAUUCGCGCCAGAGGUUGGAUUUUGUUGCUCUCUGCGCAAUCUCUCGUCUUCUGA